AUGUCACAAUCCCCCAAGACACGCCCGAUUACCAUCUUGGGCGCUGGCGUCCUGGGCAGCCGCAUCGCCUCCGCCCUCCUCGCCGGCGGCCACCGCGUGCACAUCCGCGACCUCUCCCCUGAUGCCCUCACCACUGCAGCCACCUACAUUGACGCCCACCGCGCGGAGUUUGAAGCCCUCCUCCCAGCCCCAAUCUCAACAGGUCCCGGCGACUACCAGGUGUUCACCUCCCUCACCGACGCCGUCCGCGACGCCUGGCUCGUCAUCGAAGCGAUCCCCGAACGCCUCGACCUCAAGAUCGCCACCUUCGCCGAGCUCGACGCCCACACCCGCGACGACUGCAUCCUCGCCUCGAACAGCAGCAGCUUCAAGUCCCGACUCAUGAUCCAGAAAGUCCGGCCCGCGCGCCGUGCCCGCGUGCUGAACAUGCACUUCACGAUGCCGCCGACGAUCCGCUCAGUGGAGCUCAUGAGCUGCGGGGAGACUGACCCGGAACACUUCGAGCGGUUGAGCGAGGUGCUGCGCAGGUGCGGGCUGAUCCCGGUGACGGCGCGGCGGGAGUCGACUGGAUUCAUCUUCAACCGCCUCUGGGCAGCCAUCAAGCGAGAGAUCCUGCUCAUCCUAGCCGAAGACGUCAGCUCCGCGGGGGAGAUCGACACCCUGUGGACGGAGAUGUUUCAGCAACCGCACAGCCAGCCCCCGUGUCGGCUGAUGGACCAGAUCGGCCUGGACACGGUCGCCUUCAUCGAGGACAACUACAUCGGCGAGCGGGGGCUCGACGCGUCGAUGACCGUCGACUGGCUGCGGGAGCACUACCUGUGGAAAGGGAGGUUAGGGCUCAAGAGCGCAGGCGGCGGGCUAUAUGGGCCUAAUACACCUCACGCUGCCUUCCGGCCAGACCCCGAGCAAACGCAACCCCUCUACCUCCUAGACGUAGGCCUAGGCGCCAACGUCCCCGCAACCACCCCCCUCGCGCAAGCCGGACGCAUCCUAUCCUUCAACCCCACCACCAAGAAAAUGCACCCCCUGAUAACAGGUCAAUCCCUCCCCGACGGCAUCGCCUACUCCCCGUCCGCCGGCCGCAUCUUCUGGACAAACAUGGGCGCAGCAACCUCCACGCGCGACGGAUCCGUGCACUCCGCCCACGCCGACGGACGCGACAUACGCACCCUCAUCCCCGCGGGAAACGUCCACACGCCCAAACAACUCACCCUGGACGAAACCGCCGAAAAGCUCUACUUCUGCGAUCGCGAGGGCAUGGGCGUGCACCGGUGCAACUUUGAUGGAUCGGGGCAUGAAAUCCUGGUCCAGGCCGGCUCGGAAGCACAGAAGGGGGACAUGACGCGGUGGUGCGUCGGGGUGGCGCUCGAUGUGGCGGCGGGGUAUGUGUACUGGACGCAGAAGGGGCCUAGCAAGGGGAAUCAGGGCCGGAUAUUCCGGGCUGGGAUGGAGAUACCCGCGGGCCAGACGGCCGAAACGCGUGAGGACGUCGAGGUGCUGUUGGAGGGGUUGCCGGAGCCGAUUGAUUUGGAGAUUGAUGCAGGCGCAAAACGGUUGUAUUGGACGGAUCGUGGGGAGCAUCCAGUCGGGUGUUCAUUGAAUGUGUUGGAUCUUGGCGAUAGGGGGGCCGGGAAGAAGGUGCUGGCAAGGCAUUUUCAUGAGCCGAUUGGUUUGUGUUUGGGGGAGGAGGAGGAGGUCAUUGUGGCGGAUUUGGGGGGUAGUGUGUAUUCGGUGAAGGGAGGCAAGAAGACAGUCCUGUGGCGGGAUGAGGGGUGUUAUACUGGGGUUGCGAGGGGUUGA
This is a messenger RNA of Aspergillus aculeatus ATCC 16872, 1800 nucleotides long. RefSeq lists its product as uncharacterized. Gene Ontology annotation, biological process: fatty acid metabolic process. Bases 1 to 1800 code for a protein of 599 amino acids. The transcript has 2 exons. Gene Ontology annotation, molecular function: oxidoreductase activity, acting on the CH-OH group of donors, NAD or NADP as acceptor; NAD+ binding. NCBI's taxonomy places the organism in Eukaryota, Fungi, Ascomycota, Eurotiomycetes, Eurotiales, Aspergillaceae. The record is from RefSeq and is a predicted model, not a curated record.